Molecule: messenger RNA, 3550 nt
Organism: Durio zibethinus
Lineage: Eukaryota; Viridiplantae; Streptophyta; Magnoliopsida; Malvales; Malvaceae
Product: homeobox protein HAT3.1-like
Biological process (GO): negative regulation of gene expression, epigenetic
Cellular component (GO): nucleus
Molecular function (GO): chromatin binding; DNA binding
Source: RefSeq, a predicted model, not a curated record
UCCUUUUUAUUUUUAUGUACGUUCAUUCUUCUUCAAGAAUCGCUGCUGAAAAAUCUCCUUCUCUUUCUCUCUCUGUGUGUUUGCUGAAGACUCGAGAUUCAAUAGGUUCGUUAACUAAGUUAGAUUGUAGACCAUCUGUUGCUGGCGCAUGGAAAGCAACGUGAGACAUUCUUACAAGUUGUGAUUGGUAAGAUUUGUUCGUUUCGUUGCAAUUUAAGAUGAAACGUAUAGCAGAGUUUUUGGGUUAUAAUUUGUAUGUUUGGAUAUUUGGAUUCUGUCAUCUAAAUAACUUUACCAUAUGUCCUGCCAAACUUUAUUCAUUAAAAUUAAAAAUUCCCAACUUAUUGUCGUAAUAUGAGUGCUGGUAUGUGUCGUUGUUAGCCUUCUAACUGAUAUGAUCAAGGUUGAACAUAUGGGCGUUUCUCCAUCACGAGCAAAGAGUAAAAAAGAAAACCAUUGUUGCCCUGAAGAAAGUACAUCACAGCAGGCCCAUGAAUUUGGUAGUGAAUAUUUACAUUCUGAACUUUCAGAAAAUAAACAUCGCUGUGGCUGUGCAGUAACACAAAAUGAAUCAGCAGAAAUUGCCACCUGUGUGUCUAGCUCUGCCAUUCAUGAACCAUCUUCUGAGUAUGUGGCUAAGAAUUCUUCACCUGAACAUUUGGGACUGCUUCCUAAAGGUGCGAGUGGCCAUGAUCAUACCGAUAAAAGUUUUUACCCUCAAGAAACUGUAUCUGGAAAGACACAUAAGUAUUGUUCUCAAUAUGUAAACAAGGAAACAUCGGAAAAUAAGAAUCAACCUAGUUCUGAAAUUGUUCAAAAUGAACUUGAAGAAGCCUGUACUUUCGUUUGUGGCCUUCCUGCUAAACAUUUGCAACCAUUUUCUGAAGAUUUGUCCAAGAAUGCUAUUACUGAAGGUUUAGGGUUACCGCCAGAUGAUUCAAGCAAGUGCAACCAGACUGAUAAACUUUCAUGUCCCCAGCUUGAUAGUUCAGAGCCAACAGUUGACUUUGGUUCUGGAAACAUGCGAAAGAAACUUUGUGAACCACUAGAGCAGCGACAAGAGCUUGACUCUAAAGGUUUACCAAAUGGUAUAGAAAAGAGUACUACUGCAGUAUCUAGUAAUGUUUUUAAUCAAAUAUUGCAACUGAAUCCUGAAGAUAUGAACAAGAGCCAUUGUAGCAGACAUUUACAAUCACCUCCUGAAGGUGCAAGCAGUGUUAUUCAGACUAGUAAAAGUUCUCCUGUUGAACCUUUACGAUUGCUUCAAGAAUUUGCUGCAGGGAAUCCUAGCAUUCAACAACCAAGUUUCCAUAUUGAAGACAUGGCCAAAAAUUCUGGUGCAGAACAGCAUGAGAUAAUGCCUAAGAAUUUACUCAAGAAUUCUGGCCGAUGCAGGGAUGGAAAAACUUCAAAAAGAAUGAAGAAAAAAUAUAUGCUUAGAUCUUUGACAAGCAGUGAUAGGAUUUUGCGCUCAAAAUCACAAGACAAACCUAAAGCUACUGAGUCAAGCAAUAUUUUGGCUGAUGUUGGUUCUAGUGAGCAGCAAAAAAGGAGGAAGAGGAAAAAGAGGAAGGCAAAGAGAGAAGUUGCUGAUGAAUAUUCUAGAAUCAGGGCACAUCUUAGGUAUUUAUUGAAUCGAAUGAACUAUGAGCAGAGUCUGAUUGCUGUGUAUUCUGCAGAAGGCUGGAAGGGUCUAAGCCUAGAAAAGUUAAAGCCAGAGAAGGAGCUUCAACGUGCUACAUCUGAAAUUCUUCGACUCAAAUUGAAAAUUAGAGAUCUAUUUCAACGUAUUGAUUCACUAUGUGCUGAAGGAAGGCUUCCAGAAUCUUUAUUCGAUUCUGAGGGACAAAUUGACAGUGAAGAUAUAUUCUGUGCAAAAUGUGGGUCCAAGGACCUAUCUUCCAACAAUGAUAUCAUUCUAUGUGAUGGUGCUUGUGACUGUGGAUUCCAUCAAUAUUGCUUGCAGCCGCCUUUGUUAAAAGAAGACAUUCCUCCAGAUCAUGAGGGUUGGUUAUGCCCCAGAUGCGAUUGCAAAGUUGAUUGCAUUGAAUUGGUUAAUGAAUCUCAAGGAACAAGUUUUUCUCUCACAGACAGUUGGGAGAAGGUCUUUCCUGAGGCAGCAGUAGCUGCAGGUGGACAAAAUCAGGAUCCUAACUUUGGACUACCUUCAGAUGAUUCUGACGAUAAUGAUUAUAAUCCUGAUAGUUCAGAAACCGAUGAGAAGGAUUGGGGAGAUGAGUCAAGUUCUGAUGAAUCUGAUUUCACUUCUACAUCCGAGGAAUUGGAAGCCCCAGCUAAGGUCAACCCAUAUUUGGAGCUUCGGUCUGAUGAUUCAGAGGAUGAUGAUUAUGAUCCUAAUGGUCCAGAUCAUGAUAAUGCGGUUAAGCCGGAAAGUUCAAGUUCAGAUUUUACAUCUGAUUCUGAGGAUCUUGGUGCUAUGUUAGAAGAUAAUAUUUCUUCUCAAAAAGAAGAAGGUGCAGUGUUUAUCAAUGCUUCCAGAGAUUCCAAGAGACAAAAACCUAAACUCGGUGGAAGGGAGUCUUUGAAUGAUGAGCUGUUAUCAGUAAUGGAAUCAGCUUCAGAACAAGAUGGUGCUGCUGCUUCCAAGAAACGAAGCAUCGAAAGGUUGGACUACAAAAGGUUAUAUGAUGAGACAUAUGGCAGUGUUUCUUCUAGUUCCAGUGAUGAUGACUAUUGGAAUGAUGCCACUGCUCUAAGAAAAAGGAAGAAAUGUGCUGCUGAAGCAGCUUCAGCAGCAGCAGCAAAUGGAAAUGUUUCUGUCAGUAGGAGUGUGUCAGUUUCGGAUGGUUUAAAGCUGUAUCCUGAAGGGACUGAGCAUAAACCUAGGAGAAAAACUCGCCAGAAGUCAAACUUAAAGGAUACAGAUUUAUCACCUGCUGAGUUACAGGUGGGCACUUCUGUAUCUGGUUCAAGUGGUAAAAAAGUGGGUUCAUCAACAUAUAGAAGACUAGGGGAAGCUGUAAAGCAGAGACUUCAUAGUUCUUUCAAGGAAAAUCAGUAUCCUGACCGAGCCACGAAAGAGAGUUUGGCUAAAGAGCUAGAAAUGACUUUCCAACAGGUUAGCAAAUGGUUUGAAAAUGCUCGCUGGAGCUUCAACAAUUCACCAUCUAUUAACGAAACCACAGCCAAAAAGGUUUCAGAAAAUGACAUUACCUCGGCUCGUCCAAAGAAAAAUUGUAAGAUGGUGACGGAGAAAGAUAAAUCGAAAUGUUGAAAUGGGGGAUCCAGGCAGCGAUUUAGAUUCAAAAUCUUGAUCAAGAAGCAAAAGCUCCUGCUAAGCUUAAUUGUUGGUUGAGGAAAUGAUUUUUGUAAAUUUUUUGCUGUCCCUAGGAAAAAAUUUUAACCAGGCACCUAUAGCUAGAGAAGAGAAAAAGAAAAUCCUCCGUAUUUAACAAAGAUAGCAUUGCCAUGAAACUGAGACUGUCAUCCAAAUAUUAGAAACCAUUUGUUGUCAAUGUUAUUCUGUACUCAAUCUUGCUAAAAUAGCAAUUUAGUAAGCGAUCAUUCUAAUAAACUUAGGUUUUAACUU